Messenger RNA from Striga hermonthica, 1774 nucleotides. The record is from the annotation of a GenBank genome assembly. Lineage: Eukaryota; Viridiplantae; Streptophyta; Magnoliopsida; Lamiales; Orobanchaceae.
AUGGAGACGGGGAAAGCGGGCUCAAUUCUCGAAGGUGGACACCGGAAGCAUAGGCAAAAGUCUAUCUCGAUUCUUGAAGGCGGAGGUUGGUAUCGAUUCUCGAAGGCAGAAGCUGGGGGCGGAGGACGAAGGCGAAGGUCGGUCUCGAUCAUCGAAGGCAGACAGAGGCGGAGCGCCACCUGGGUUACGGCGCUGCGCGGUGCGGGGCUCACUGGCCUUCAACGCACCGACACCUGCCGAAGCUGGCCGAGCGACACGUGGAAUACAUGCUCGGGGGUGGUUCGCCAUCAUACUGCGCCGUACUCACCACAACAAAACGGCGUCGUGGAGAGGCGGAAUCAGACCGUCGUGGGCAUGGCCCGAAGUAUGAUGAAGGCAAAGGGCAUACCAGUGGAGUUCUGGGGAGAGGCCGUGAGUACGGCGGUGUUCAUCCUCAACCGUGCGCCCACGAAGGCCCUGAAGGGCAUGACACCAUUCGAAGCUUGGCAUGGCAGGCAGCCCGACGUCUCGUUUCUGAGGACGUUCGGGUGCAUUGGCCAUGUGAAGAAAACGAAGCCCUUCAUGUCCAAGCUUGAGGAUAGGAGCACACCGAUGGUGUUCCUAGGCUACGAAGAGGGGAGCAAGGCCUAUCGGCUCUACGAUCCACGUGGAGGCAAGGUGGUGGUCUCGCGGGAUGUGGUGUUCGACGAAAUGGCGGCCUGGGAUUGGGAGAAUCCAGGCACGGGGGAAGCCCGUGGUGUCGGCGGUACGUUUGUCAUCGAGCAUUUGGUGAUCCACGGAGGAGGAGAUGCGGGAUCAGAGGAGCCAGCUGCGGACGCACCAAGUCCAGCAACUGUGGUUACGUCAGUUGAGCCGCAAAGUCCGGCCAUGGGCACGGGCGAAGAGUCUCCACCAGCAGCUGCACACACGGCCCCACCACAGUCCCCUGCUGCGGCAGGACAGGGGACACCUCCAGCGACGACAGUUGAGUUCACCUCUCCUCCAAGCAACAUCGACGAGUAUGUGGAUGCUUUCCACGACGGUGAGGAGGUGAGGUUUCGCAGGAUGGACAACCUCGUUGGCAACUCGGUUGUACCAGGCUUGGCAAGCCGAUUACUCGACGAUCAGGAGCUACUCCUCGUCAGCGCAGAGGAGCCAUCGACUUUCGCGCAGGCCGAGCGCGAUGUCAGUUGGAGACGAGCUAUGCUAGAGGAGAUGAAGGCGAUCGAGGAAAAUGAGACGUGGGAGCUCGUCGAUCCACCUCCAGGCUGUCAUCCAAUCGGGCUCAAAUGGGUCUACAAGGUCAAGCGGGACGAGAGUGGCGCCAUUGUCAAGCAUAAGGCGCGCCUCGUUGCUCGCGGUUUCGUCCAGCGUGAGGGCAUCGACUUUGAGGAAGUUUUUGCACCAGUGGCACGCAUGGAGUCAGUUCGCCUACUGCUGGCCAUGGCAGCAGCGAAGGACUGGCGCAUUCAUCACCUGGACGUGAAAUCGGCCUUCCUCAACGAGACUGUCUUCGUCAAGCAAGCGUCGGGCUUCGCCGUUAAGGGAGAGGAGCACAAGGUGUUGCGGCUGCGGAAGGCACUAUAUGAGCUGCGUCAAGCCCCACGAGCGUGGAACGCCAAACUCGAUGCCACCCUGGGUACGCUUGGGUUCACGCGCUGCGCGACAGAACAUGCGCUUUACACGCGACGACGGGGGAAGGAGGAGCUCGUCGUCGGCGUGUAUGUGGAUGACUUGAUCAUCACUGGGGCACGAGAAGGGGACAUCAACGGCUUCAAGCGCGAGAUGGCAGCUC